Molecule: messenger RNA, 4761 nt
Organism: Pararge aegeria (speckled wood butterfly)
Lineage: Eukaryota; Metazoa; Arthropoda; Insecta; Lepidoptera; Nymphalidae
Exons: 2
Coding region: 338-3817 (1159 amino acids)
Source: RefSeq, a predicted model, not a curated record
UUAGGCUAGAGAAAUAUUGUAAAGUGGAAAGUGAAAAGUUUUGUGUAAUAUGUUAGUUAUGAAGGCGACGGGACGGAGUGAUUAUUUGUUUGAUUGAAUGGGAUCGAUUCGGAGUUUCUGACUCACACGUGGCGGCGCGGCGGUGCGCAUCGUUCUGACUACAGGCCUGUGUGCUGUGACUUUAGGUUGUUUUAUUCGGCCUCUGGCCGCUACUAGUGGCAGGCGUGAAUUUGUAAUUUUUUCUUCGUUUUCGUUUAACUUAUCAUAAGGAAUUAGUGUACGUUACCUACCAACUUAUUUGUAGAAAGAAAAGGAGUACCUAACAAUUAAGGACACAAUGGCACCACUGUCAGUAGAUGGAGACACGUUAGGACAAAAGCAUCAAAAUUACAAUAAAAUAGUAAAUGAAGCGAUCGAAAACAAUCCUACACUACAGAUAACGGCAUUAAAUUAUGAAGAGCCGGAUUUGGAUAAUCUAUACAAAAUAGAUAUAGCGUGUAACAGAAGAAAUGUCGAAUAUAUUCUUGAAGUUUUGAAAAGCGAAGACAUGUUAUAUGUAUCCCGAGCUAUCAAGAAAUCCACGUGGUUAAUAACAGACCAGCAAUACGCUUCCAUUAUUAAUCCCGAAUAUUUGUAUAACAGCCUUUCUCCUCAGAUGACCACUAAGGCUUUUAACAAACUUGUUUUGCACAUAAGGUUAAAUUUAGAGGACGAAAAUCGUGUUGAAGCAUUUUUUAACUAUUACAAAAAAGAUUUGCAAAAAGCAUUCAAGUGGUUACCGGGUUGCUCUAAUCUUUUUAUUGAAGAUAUCAUUCAAGGACAUGCUGAUGAUAUACCAGAGCGAAUAUUUAAACGUUUAUAUGAAAAAUCUAUUACAUUUUUAAAAAUAACUCUGCGGAGUCUUAAAUCAGAUUAUUUAAGAAGAGACAAGAUAUCACCUGCAGUGUUUCUUGUAAAAAGAAACGUUGAAAUGUUUUUAGAUAUAAUAGAAGAAACUGAUAUGGAUGGUAUUUUUGGUUUCGGUCCAAACAUUACGAAAAAAGUUAUGGAGAGCAGUCCUGAAAGGAUAAUGAAAAAUCUUGAAAAAUAUGUUUAUAUUCUUGACAUAUCUACUUUUGCAAAAUUUAUAAAAAAUGAAGACGCUAAGGAUUUUAUUUUAACUCACAUAAAAAACAAAAAUAUGCGUUUGUGGUUUAAACAUAAGAACAUAAAACACUUUAUAAAUCGAUUGCCAUCUGAGGAACGUUUUGGUUUCAUUAAAAAAUAUUUUAUAGAAAAAUUUUGUCAUGAUAAUUCGGAAGAUGAGACAUGGCGUGAUGUAGUAGAGCAAUGCAGUCCAUCUUUUAGAGAAUAUGAAUCACCUCCGAAAAAUAUUUACGGCUGGUACGUUUAUGCACCCUUUGAUAGAGCUUUUGGGGAUCUGAAACAGUUGAUUCUUAAAGAAUCAAGUCCUUAUGAAAGAUCAUUAAUUUUUAGUGUAAUGCUAACUUGUGCUGGAAGUGAUAAGCAAAGCAUAUGUAAGUUAUUAAAGUAUUACCGUGAACAUCACAUUAAUGAACCAUUCAAGUUUAAAAUUCAAUUUGUAAAUAAAUUGCUGUCUAAAACUGCAACACACAGAUUUGAUAAUGAAGCUUGGGGUUAUUUAAAUGAUCUUUUUUAUAGCAUGGAAGUGUUCUCUAAAGCGGAUAAAAAUGUACAAUCAUGCGUGAGAGCCGUUAUUUUAUACAAUUUAAUGAAUGGCAAAAAUAUUCCCGAAAUUAUAGAGAAUAAAUUUGAAUUUGAAAAUCUAGACAGUAAAAUUAAAUUUAACUUGGAAGAAAGAGAGAAAAUUUUUGACUACUUAUACAAUUAUUUGAUUUCAAAACUAAAAAACGAUUUUAAUACUGAAAAAGGAUUCGAUGAUACUGUGGACUAUGUCAUAAAAGUUUUAAAUCUUCUCAAAGAUUGGAAUAAAGAACUCAAAGAUUAUCCAUGCAUUCUCCAAAAAAUCAAAAAACUUGUUGUAAUAAGGAAAGAAAACUCUUGGAAUCGCGAUAUUUCGGGAAUAUAUAACAUCAAAAAUUCUUGGAAAAAGCUGUUAUUGGAAGAAUCUAUCCUUCUGAAUCCUACCGAAGACAGCUGUGUUAAUGCUCUUAAACAUAGGCCACAAUUGUUGGAAAUAUAUAGAGACGAAAUAAACCAAUUAUGCAUACAUAACAACAAUCCCUUGGAAAGGUUCCUACAUAAAAUUCGAAUUUAUUGGUAUCAAUCUUUAGCAGAAAGUUUUAAAACAACUUUCUUAGAAAAUCUUGAGGAACAUAGCAGUGAAGUUGCCUUGAUAAAAGGAAUCUGUACUUUACUAGCUCAAAAAGAACUUUUAGACUUUAUAAAAAAAUAUGUGCCUACGGAAUCUAAAAUUGACUGGAGUCAACCGAAACCAGAGCUUAGUCUUCGUAAGUUUAUUGGUACAGGUAUGCAUUUAGCAAGACCCCAUCCUCCUCUUGCUGUGGCUUUAUUGUAUGCUAAAGGAGAUUAUUUGCAAUAUGUACUACCAUCGUUAAAUGCAAUACUUUAUAACAUUAGCGCCACCAAUAUUGCCGACAAUUUACCAAAGCUUCUUAAUACACCAGUAUCCUUACAACAACAUGGCAUUCGAGCUGCAUUUUUUAAACUUAAGUAUGAGAAACUUAAAGAUACAUUUAAUAAUAUUUGGAAAACUAGUACGAAUAGUACCAUUCGAACCUUAAUCUUUUGCCAGACUUACCAUAUGCUGUGUACGGAAACUAAUGAAUCCAUAAUAAUAGAAAUAUGGGACAUGUUGAGUAUAUUUAUCGAAAAUUUGACUUUUAAUGAAAAUAAAAAAAUAUAUUUGACUUUGAGCAAAGUUGAAAAUGUGCCACUUACCGUAAGAGCAGCAUUUUGGAUGAAGAGUUAUGAUUUCUUAAAGAAGUUACCGGCAUCUGAAAAUGCUUCUAGCCUAAUUAAUCAUUUAUGCUCUGAAAUGAAAGAUAUAUUGGAGACUUUGGAUAUUGAUUUUAUGGCAAAAUUUUUAUUUCAGAAUUUCGAUAUUAAGUUUACCACACAACAAUACGACUACUCCUACCAUGUAUGUGUGUAUUUGCUGUCUACAAAGACUGAAACUGCUCAAAUGGAGCGUUACGAAAAAAUUCUUUUACCAAUACUAGAAAAAGUUAUUGCUGCGUGGGAUAAGCAACAUGAAAAUAUUUACUACGUAAGAAAUAAUCUAAAUGAUAUAUUUGAUUAUAUGUCUAGAGAAUUUCAAAAUAUUGUUUUACAAAAAGAAAUGAUGUUUCCCAUUGCUAUGUACACUGCAGCCCUGUUUAAACUUCAAAAUAGUCUUCCAACAAAAGAAAGUUAUAUCUAUUUAACAAAUAUGAAGUUGACGUUAGGAUACAUACAAAUUUUACAUGAUCAAAAAGCAAAUACAAAUUCUGAAAUAAGCGCUGACAUUGACCAAGAAGAUAUUUGGAAAGAUUUGUACGCCAGUGCAGCCCCAAUUUUUGGUAGUUUAUGUUUAAAAUGUUUAAAGGAAGACGUCGCAAAACAUUUUCCUUCAAUUUACGUUAUUUUUGCAGAAAUCUUAGACACUAUAUUUAAUCGGUUUUCUUUUAGGUUUCAUGAUAAAUUCACCAUUUUUAAAGUCUUUAUUGAUAACAAUGAUUUUAUUCAAGGAUAUAUGCUAGUUAUGAGAUUAAUGCCAAGCUAUUUAUAUGAUGAUGAUGAAAAAGCUUUGAAACAUGAAUUGCUAGAAGAAAUAAGCCGCCAUUCUUCAGAAGAAGUUUUAAUGCAUUAUUGUUUAUUGCAAAUUAAUGAUUAGAUAACUUUUAAAAGAAAAUGUUUGAUCCCCAUAAAAGGUUAAAUAAUGAACAUACUCUAAUUUGGCAGCGUAAUAAAACUUAUCGAUGUAAAACUCCUAUUCAAUAAACAUGCUGCAAAUCGAUCUGGGGCGUUCACCCAGAAAAGGAAAAAACAACCUUUAGCAACUAGAACUAGUCAUAGUAUCGGGAAGCUCUCUAACAACCUAAGGAGAAAACAACAAUAAGGCUUGCAUAAGCUAAUAUGAUAAAAACUUUAAGAAAAUUAUCUAGUUUAGUAUUUGGAAAACCUUUAAAAAAAGAACCUUUAUUGCUCUUUUAUUACAUUUAAAAAAUAAAAUGUAGCCUGAGGUAAACAAGUGCUAUGCUAUGUAUGUAUAUUUUCUGAUCAAAAUAAUGUACCUAGGUAAUCUAAGUGCAAAUUGCUUGUAGCGUUUAUAAAUUUAAAUAUGACAUAAUAAAUUCUAUCAAACUUUACACUUUAUUUGUAUUUAUAUAAGUAUUUAAGAAUAGUUUGGACUGUUGACUGAACUAAACUGACCGGGAACUGUGGACUGUAGAUUAAGUAAAGAUGUAAAAACAUUUACUUCAAAUAAAUAAAUCAAGACUAUUAUAUUAAACUAAAUUAAAAAGAAACAAAGAAAAUAAAAAAUAAAACAGAAAAUCAGUUACAGAAAAUUUAAACCAUUUUUUUUUACUUUAGAUGUUCAUAUUAUGUGAAACCUUAUACCUACAUAACGAACCACUAAAUAAGUAAAUGACACUCAAAUAGUUUGAUUCGCUGCCAAAAUAAAUGAUAUUGCAGCUCAGGGUAUUCAUUGUAACGUAGCCACACUGUUAUAGGUUACGCUAAAAAUUAUCUACUGCUCGUUAUGACUGUGCGAAAAUUUAAAAUAAAGAUAAAAUUGAAUACAAUACAAGUAAUAAAUAUAUGAUUAACAGCGAA